CCCGCGAGCCGGAGCCCCACCGCCCCGCCACCGAGGUUCCUGCCUGAAGAUCCGCUGGGCACUACCUUCUGCCUGCUUCGCCUUCCCACAGCAGCCCCCAUCACCAUGCAUUCUUUGGACGAACCGCUCGACCUGAAGCUGAGCAUCACCAAGCUCCGGGCGGCGAGAGAGAAGCGGGAAAGGACACUAGGUGUGGUCCGGCACCGUGCCCUGCACAGGGAGCUAGGCCUAGUGGAUGACAGCCCUACACCUGGCUCCCCGGACUCCCCACCCUCAGGCUUUCUGCUGAACCCCAAGUUCCCAGAGAAGAUAGAUGGACGCUUUUCUUCGGCCCCUCUGGUAGACCUCAGCUUGUCACCACCAUCUGGACUGGACUCACCUAAUGGCAGCAGCUCACUGUCCCCUGAGCGCCAGGGCAACGGGGAUCUGCCUCCAGUGCCCUCUGCCCCGGACUUCCAGCCACUACGCUAUUUGGAUGGUGUUCCUAGCUCCUUCCAGUUCUUCCUGCCCCUGGGCUCUGGGGGGGCCCUGCACCUGCCCACUUCCUCCUUCCUCACCCCACCCAAGGACAAGUGCCUCUCGCCAGAGCUGCCCCUGCCCAAGCAGCUGGUGUGUCGCUGGGCCAAGUGUAACCAGCUCUUUGAGCUCCUGCAAGACCUGGUGGACCAUGUCAACGACUACCACGUCAAGCCUGAGAAGGAUGCGGGGUACUGCUGCCACUGGGAGGGCUGUGCUCGUCAUGGCCGGGGCUUCAACGCCAGGUACAAAAUGCUCAUCCACAUCCGCACGCACACCAAUGAGAAGCCGCACCGCUGCCCUACCUGCAACAAAAGCUUCUCCCGCCUGGAGAACCUGAAGAUCCAUAACCGGUCCCACACAGGUGAGAAGCCCUAUGUCUGCCCCUACGAGGGCUGCAACAAGCGCUACUCCAACUCGAGUGACCGCUUCAAGCACACUCGCACCCACUACGUGGACAAGCCCUACUACUGCAAGAUGCCUGGCUGCCACAAGCGCUACACGGACCCCAGCUCUCUGCGCAAGCACAUCAAGGCCCACGGGCACUUUGUCUCCCAUGAGCAGCAGGAACUCCUGCAGCUGCGCCCACCUCCCAAACCGCCACUGCCUGCCCCUGAUGGCAGCCCCUAUGUCAGUGGGGCCCAGAUCAUCAUCCCCAACCCUGCUGCACUGUUUGGAGGCCCCAGCCUGCCUGGUCUGCCCCUGCCUCUGCCCCCUGGCCCCCUUGACCUCAGUGCCCUGGCCUGUGGCAAUGGGGGUGGUAUUGGAGGAGGGGGUAGCAUAGGUCCAGGGCUGCCAGGCCCUGUCCUGCCCCUCAACCUAGCCAAGAAUCCGCUCUUGCCCUCACCCUUUGGGGCUGGUGGACUGGGCCUGCCUGUGGUCUCCCUCCUCGCUGGCUCCGCUGGCGGCAAGGCUGAGGGGGAGAAGGGGCGUGGGUCAGUGCCCUCCAAGGCCCUGGGCACAGAGGGCCGCAAGACUCCCCUUGAAAGGACAGAGAGCAGCCGCUCUCGGCCAAGCCCAGAUGGACUCCCCUUGCUGCCAGGCACUGUGCUAGAUCUGUCCACGGGUGUCAACUCAGCGGCCAGCAGUCCAGAGGCACUAACCCCCGGCUGGGUGGUCAUUCCACCAGGCUCUGUGCUGCUCAAACCAGCUGUGGUGAACUGAACCACCUACCUACCAGCUACAGCAACCCAGCCAGCAGCUGUGGGCCCCAUCCCUGACGAACAGAAACUCUUCUGCGAAUAGCAAUAAUCUCCUACUGCCAUGGGGACUGGGCGUCUGUGCUCCCCUGGCAACUGCAGCCCCAGAUGACUUGGGCAGCAAGGAUGGUGCUAGAAGGUCAUUGCUGGCUUCCCGGCUUCUGAGUGAGACUUGGCUUGGAGAGCUGUGCUUCUGGGUGCUAAGGCCUCACUCACUCCCAUCUCCCUGCCCCGUAACUUCUGUAAGGUCCUCUGUCCUCCACCAGACCCUCAGUCUUGCUUGGCAUCCUGCCUUGGAGCCUCCCCCAUCUAUGGCUAACCUGGGCAGGCUGCCCUCCUUCCCUCCCUACUUUCCUCAUGUGAUCCCCAGGGAUCAGAGGCUCUACCCCCUUCCCCUUGCCUAGGUUUGUCUAGCCUCUUUUCUGAGGCUACUUAGACCCUCUUCCUUCUGACCCACCUGCAAGUUAUGCAGGUCUUGGCUAAACUACAGGAAGAAGUGUGUUCACCCUGGCUACCCCUAUGACAAGGUGCCUCCCUACUUGGUGAAGUGAGGUCCCGCUCUGUCAGCUGCCCCCAUCCCUCAUCCAUUCUGAAUCAGAGCACUGCUGGAGGAUCAGCAACACUGCAAAGCAAAGGGAUGGCUGACCAGUCACCUGCCCCUCCAACCAUGGGAAUGUGUAGUAGAGACCCAAAAGAUCCCUGUGCUAUGAACAGGUGCCAGAUAGGCAGCCCUGGUGCUAGGAUUCUCAAGUGACCCAGGCCUCUGGUCCAGCCCAGGCUCAGGGAAUAGGGAGAGUUGGGUUCGGACCAAACUCUAUCCUCCUUACUCCAGCUGGGUCCAACCUGGUUAGUACCACCUUACAGAGGCCUGUAAGGGCAUCAGUCUUGCCCAGGAGGUGGGAGAUUGGCUGGGGAUGUCCCAGGCUGUUGGGCAGCUCCUGGCAUAGGGCUAACCAGGUCACAGCAUUUUGGGAGGGCCUAGGCUGUGGACUGAAGGCCCUGAGCUUGGCGGGAUGAAGGGAGGCAGGGCAGGGAGGGGACACAGCCACUCUGCUUGGAAAAAGCUGGCUGGAGGAAGGAACCUGAACUUGUGACAAGGUUACUUCUGGCUUUUCCCAGCUGAGCCCUUCUAGAAGCAUGUUUCCUUCACCCCCACUCCCAGCCAACUCCCCCAGGGCCUAUGCUACUCAGAACAGGGACUAGUUCUUUUGCUAGAGCCAGAAUAAGCCAAGGACGCUGGAGACCUACAUGCUCCACAGCCCCACCACGAAAUCCCAGGAAACUGGGCUCUCCACCCAAGCCCUACCCCUCCACCCCACCCCUAGGCCUCUCACUGCUCCCUUCUCUGCCAGCAGCUUCUAGGCCAGCUGUCACUAGGCUGCAGCCCCCUCCACCCCAUCUCCCCAUCUGUAGAACAAACGGGCUAUCAGAUGGCAGCAGGGUCUUUGGCCCUACAGUUCCUCUGAGCAGCUCUGCUGACCCCCACCCUUUCCUGGACUGCCCUUCUGUCAAAGAGGGGUGACCUUGACUCUGACCUGGCCCACCCUGCUGCUGGGUUCAGGACCCUGGCCCUGACAGGACCCAGCUGUGCUGGCUCUGCCCCUUGAAGGGGCUGUGAGCAAGGUAGAAGGGAGCUGGUCUCCUUUCUUUGGGCCCACCCAGGACCCAAGCACCCCACCCCUUGCCCCAUUAGGGCCCUAGGCCUUAAGUCCCUGGCUUGGGGGUUUUGGGUUUGAGACUCAAGCCCAGGAGCAGAGGAACAGGGCACUGGAAAGUGACAUUAGCUCAGCAUGUGACUUGGUGAUAGACCAGGCUUAGAAGGGCCGGUAUACUUGUUGUCAGUUUGUUCUUGCACAUUCCAGGAUGUCAGUAUUUUAACAGGUUCUAAGUGCCUUUCUAUUGUAGCUUAUGUUUUUCCUCCUCUUGGCUCCAUUGCUGUUAGCAUAGAAUUUUUAAAGAAAGAGAUAAGCUAAUGACUAUAACAAUAUAUUCCUCCAUGUGAGAGGAAAUUUAUAAAGAAACAAUAAAAGUUGAGUUGCAAAGAUGGUUUCUGUGUGGUGGACAUGCCAGAAGCUGGGCUGCCUUACCUUAGGCUACCCCUCCCUAUGCCUGGCACCUAAAGGUCCUGAUCCAGGACUUUUCUCCUCAGCCCUGCGGGGAACUGAAAGAGGAUGGGAAGGGUAGGUACGGAGGGGAGCGAGUGGAGAUGAAGAUUCUGGACCAAGCAUCAGAAAGUUCAGGUCUGAGAUCAGCCGCUGCCUGCUGUGUCUGGUGAGUGUACCUGGGUUCAGUUAAAGGCUGACCAAGGCUUCUCCCAGCUGCACACAGGAGCCUUCUGCUCAGCUCACCAAGAUGCCAGAUCCAAUUCCAUCCAGGGAGCUCUGGAGCUAGGGACCCUUCACCCUGAGGGAGGGCAGGGGCAGACCUGCAAGUUUCUGGCAUUUCUGUCCAGCAGGACACACAGGAAGGAGCAGGAGCAGCUGUGUGACAAACCCCAGCACAGGGUUGCUCACCAACCCA
Castor canadensis (American beaver) is the source of this 4235-nucleotide messenger RNA. It is a transcript of the gene Glis2, whose product is annotated as GLIS family zinc finger 2. Gene Ontology annotation, molecular function: DNA-binding transcription factor activity, RNA polymerase II-specific; RNA polymerase II cis-regulatory region sequence-specific DNA binding. Gene Ontology annotation, biological process: regulation of transcription by RNA polymerase II. NCBI's taxonomy places the organism in Eukaryota, Metazoa, Chordata, Mammalia, Rodentia, Castoridae. Gene Ontology annotation, cellular component: nucleus. The record is from RefSeq and is a predicted model, not a curated record.